This is a messenger RNA of Cololabis saira (Pacific saury), 2649 nucleotides long. RefSeq names its product minichromosome maintenance complex component 7 (gene mcm7). The record is from RefSeq and is a predicted model, not a curated record. Gene Ontology annotation, cellular component: nucleus; MCM complex. The coding region runs from base 147 to 2315 and encodes 722 amino acids. Gene Ontology annotation, biological process: DNA replication initiation; DNA strand elongation involved in DNA replication; double-strand break repair via break-induced replication. NCBI's taxonomy places the organism in Eukaryota, Metazoa, Chordata, Actinopteri, Beloniformes, Belonidae. Gene Ontology annotation, molecular function: single-stranded DNA helicase activity; ATP binding; single-stranded DNA binding. The transcript has 15 exons.
GUCCACCACAAACCGGGAGAAGUGAACGCUGCAUGUGAAUGAAUUCACAUCUCUAUUGAAAGAUCCCUAAUCGUGAAUAUAAACUGCACUUUUUUGGCUCGUAUUUUUUUUUAAAGUGGGAAUCAAGGCCUCCGACCUGAGUAGCCAUGGCUCCGAGGGAUUACGCGGAAGAGAAAGAAAAGUGCAAAAGGUUCCUGCAAGAGUUUUACACAGAGGAUGACAAUGGAAAGAAAGUGUUCAAAUAUGGAGUACAGCUUGUGGCGUUGGCCCACAGGGAGCAGGUCUCCUUCUUCGUUGAUCUGGACGAUCUGGCUGAAGAAGACCCCAAGCUGGUGGAGAGCGUCUGCGAGAACGCCAAACGCUACACGGGCCUUUUUGCUGACGCCGUCCACGAGCUGCUGCCAGAAUACAAAGAGAGAGAUGUUGUGGCCAAGGACUCUCUGGACGUUUACAUUGAGCACCGGCUGAUGAUGGAACAACGAGUCCGUGACCCGGCAGACACCAGAGACGCCCGUAACCAGUACCCGCCCGAACUCAUGAGGAGAUUUGAACUCUACUUUAAACCUCCCGGCACCUCCAAGCCCAAAGUGGUGCGAGACAUUCGGGCCGACAGCAUCGGCCACCUGGUCACGGCGCGAGGCAUCGUGACCCGAGCCACCGAAGUCAAGCCCAUGAUGGCCGUGGCCACGUACACGUGUGACCAGUGUGGUGCAGAGACCUACCAACCAAUCCAGUCUCCCUCCUUCAUGCCGCUCAUCAUGUGUCCCAGCCAAGAGUGCGUCACCAACAAGUCUGGAGGUCGACUCUACCUGCAGUCCAGAGGCUCCAAGUUUGUCAAGUUUCAAGAGCUGCGUAUUCAGGAACAAAGUGACCAGGUGCCGGUGGGCAACAUUCCCAGGAGCAUGACGGUGUACGCCCGCGGGGAAAACACGCGUCACGCUCAGCCAGGAGACCACGUCGCCAUCACCGGAGUCUUCCUCCCUCUGCUCCGCUCAGGCUACACUCAGGCCGUCCAGGGACUCCUGUCAGAAACGUACCUGGAGGCUCACGCCAUCACACUCAUGAACAAGACGGAAGACGACGAGCUGGGUAACGAGGAGCUGACGGACGAGGAGCUGCGCAGCAUCACAGAGGAAGGGUUUUAUGAGAAACUCGCCGGCUCAAUCGCACCGGAGAUCUACGGACACGAAGAUGUGAAGAAGGCUCUUCUCCUGCUGCUGGUUGGUGGAGUUCAACAAGCUCCCAAAGGCAUGAAAAUCAGAGGCAACAUAAAUAUCUGCUUGAUGGGAGACCCAGGAGUCGCCAAGUCCCAGCUGCUGUCCUACAUCGACCGUCUGGCUCCUCGAAGCCAGUACACGACGGGCCGGGGGUCGUCGGGCGUGGGUCUGACUGCAGCCGUGAUGCGGGACCCGCUGACGGGGGAGAUGACGCUGGAGGGCGGAGCGCUGGUGCUGGCGGACCAGGGCAUCUGCUGCAUCGACGAGUUUGAUAAGAUGGCCGACGCCGACCGAACAGCCAUCCAUGAGGUGAUGGAGCAGCAGACCAUCUCCAUCGCCAAGGCCGGCAUCAUGACCUCCCUCAACGCCCGCUGCUCCAUCCUGGCCGCGGCCAACCCCGCGUACGGCCGCUACAACCCCAAGAAGAGCAUCGAGCAGAACAUCCAGCUGCCGGCGGCGCUGCUCUCCCGGUUCGACCUGCUGUGGCUGAUCCAGGACAAGCCGGACGCCGACGCCGACCUGCGGCUGGCGCAGCACAUCACCUACGUGCACCAGCACCUGCGGCAGCCGCCCACCCACUUCACCCCCAUCGACAUGAAGCUGAUGAGGCGUUACAUCGCGUUCUGUAAGAAGAAGCAGCCCGUUGUGCCCGAGUCCCUGGCGGAUUACAUCACUGCUGCUUAUGUGGAAAUGAGAAAAGAGGCUCGAGUCAGCAAAGACACCACGUUUACGUCGGCGCGAACCCUCCUCUCCAUCCUCCGCCUCUCCACCGCUCUGGGCCGACUCCGCAUGAUGGACGCCGUGGAGAAGGAGGACGUCAACGAGGCCAUGAGGCUGAUGGAGAUGUCAAAGGAUUCGCUGCAGGCCGACAAGUCCAGCACCACGAGGACUCAGCGUCCGGCGGACGUCAUCUUCUCUCUGGUGCGAGAGCUGGCGUCGGGCGGCGGCACGGGCGGCGUGGUCCGCAUGGCCGAGGCCGAGCAGCGCUGCGUCUCCCGCGGCUUCACGCCCGCCCAGUUCGAGGAGGCGCUGGAGGAGUACGAGGAGCUGAACGUGUGGCAGAUCAACCAGGCGCGCAGCCGCAUCACCUUCGUCUGAGCAGCCGUGGACGCGUCUUCAGCCCCCGAGGGCUUUCUGUCAGACGAGGAAUGGGGCUCUUGUUUAUCUCCAUGCAGCAUUUUGUAAAACAAGUGUUUGUUGUCGCUAUGAUGCAAGAACCCAUCCUGUCAGCGACCCGUAGCCUUUUAAGUUCCCUGUUCACAAGGAAAUUGUAAAUAUGUAUUGCCAAAACUUGAUAUUAUGUUAUUAUCUACAGUUAAGUGCUUAAAGCCUCCAGUUGCUAUUCAGAAUCUCUGUAUAUUUUACACUUUAAUGCAAAUGAAAUAAAUGCUGGGCUUUGUAGUAGAACAGAGUUAUAAUAAAUGGUUGAAAA